Molecule: messenger RNA, 462 nt
Organism: Aspergillus terreus NIH2624
Lineage: Eukaryota; Fungi; Ascomycota; Eurotiomycetes; Eurotiales; Aspergillaceae
Exons: 2
Coding region: 1-462 (153 amino acids)
Source: RefSeq, a predicted model, not a curated record
AUGUCCGCUACCGCAUCAUCUGCCGCGGCGGCGGCCAGGGACGCUGCUACCCCGGCGGCUCAGCACACUGCUCGUGCGGCCCACGGGGAGGCUUCCGCUGCGGCGACCGUGGGUGCCGAAGAAUGUGCCGCUGCACACGAGUUGGGUAGAGAAGAAAUGGACGCGACUCCGCCGCCGUCGACAAUCCACGACGACACCGACAUCGACAUCAUCUGGCACAAUCUGUACUGCAAGUCGGACUUCACCAUCAUGCGUGGGUGGUCAUGCGGUCCGGUGGAGCGCAUCCUGGUGGACUUUGGGAAGGUGGUGGAAGCAGGCGUCUUUGAUGAGGUCGUCAGUGUUUGCGCCUCCAAGUACAUGUUUACUGUGACGGUGGCCACCCACAAGAGCUGCCAGGAGCUUGACAAGUAUUGGUUUGCUGUUCAGACUGGAGAAUGGGAGGAUGAGGAGGCUGGACAGUGA